CGGACGACAUUUAGAGUCGCACAGUCAGCAGCACGCCGGUGACGUCGGUGUUCAUGUGUUUACAAAAAGUGACAGCUUUCACUGGAUUUAUUUUAUUCCUCCGAUCUGUAUCUCGGCUCUACGUAUCUUAAAAUAAAAUGCCACAGAAAGAUCCCUGUCAAAAACAGGCUUGUGCCAUACAGAAAUGUUUACAAGCCAACAAAUACAUCGAAAGUCUUUGUGAGGAUGUGAUUCGAGACAUGAAGAAGUGUUGUGAAGUCCACGCAGGAGAAAACUCUGUCUGCUGCUCUGGAUUUAUCAAGGAACACACAUCUACAGACACAAAGACGAUCCUUUAAUAGAAAGAUACACAGCAUGCAUGUAUAUGUGCUGCAAGAGAUCAGAGGAGACUUUCAAGGACAUGUGGAAUAGAUAUUCACCAAAGAGUCUCUUGUAACUUUAAUUAAAUCGAGCUGCCUCUG
Molecule: messenger RNA, 461 nt
Organism: Carassius auratus (goldfish)
Lineage: Eukaryota; Metazoa; Chordata; Actinopteri; Cypriniformes; Cyprinidae
Gene: cmc4
Product: C-x(9)-C motif containing 4 homolog (S. cerevisiae)
Exons: 2
Coding region: 138-338 (66 amino acids)
Cellular component (GO): mitochondrial intermembrane space
Source: RefSeq, a predicted model, not a curated record